Culicoides brevitarsis is the source of this 2880-nucleotide messenger RNA. It is a transcript of the gene Sln, whose product is annotated as monocarboxylate transporter 2. Gene Ontology annotation, biological process: transmembrane transport. The transcript has 6 exons. Gene Ontology annotation, cellular component: membrane. Bases 462 to 2735 code for a protein of 757 amino acids. Gene Ontology annotation, molecular function: monocarboxylic acid transmembrane transporter activity. The record is from RefSeq and is a predicted model, not a curated record. NCBI's taxonomy places the organism in Eukaryota, Metazoa, Arthropoda, Insecta, Diptera, Ceratopogonidae.
CGCAAAGCUAACUCUUCAUCAUACAUAAAAAAAAACUUAGCAGCAUCGCAUAUUGCUUUUUAUUUUAAAAGUGCUGCUAACAGUGGAGUGAAAAUCAAGUGAUUUCAAGCAGGAAAAGUUGGGCGGAAAACAUUUUUAUAUACACACAGGGAACAAAUCUUCAAAAGUAUUAUCAGAAUAAUUUUUUACACACACACAAAAGUCAGUUUUAUACACGCUUCGAAUAUUUUUGUGACAAUAUUCAAGAAAAAAAAAACAUCACACUGUACAAAGAAUCUCAAUCAUCUAGGAAAUAGGAAAACUCAGCCACUUCACAUUAUUCUAAUAACCCAAAUCUAAACUCAUAAACACGUAAAUUAGCUAUAAGAAGUAAUUUACACGGGAGUUAUCGAAGCGAAUCCAAUGAAUUUAGUGUGGAAACACCACCAAAAACAUCAAAGAAUUUUAUUUGCUUAUAAAACAUGUCAAACAUGUCACUACCCCGAGAAUGGAAUUUCCAGGACUCGUGGGGGUCGUUGCACGGGCCUGAUGGGUCCCCCGAGAAGCAAGAAGUGUUCGAUUCGUCGUCAACGCGUUCCUCGAUCGGCAGUUUUCGCAUCCCGGGCAUCGAUGAAAUUCCCAUCACGAUCCCGACGAUCAAGUCGCUGCUCGCGGAAUGCAAUGUUGGCUCCUUGCACUCGAUUGUUUCGGCUCCGCCGGCGCCCAUCGACAACAAUUAUGGCUCGGAAAAUGUCAGUGUGCUGUCCGUACCGAUAGAUUCGCCGAAACGACCGAUUUCAUUGAUGUUGGAUGAGGCACGAGAUUUGCCGGAGAUUCCUCUGGUAAAGACGAAUGCGUUACAUUACCCACCUCCCUCGAGCGAAAUUGACGAAGAUGACAACGAAAAUUUGUUGACGGUAUCUUCGGUUACGGCUCGACCCCUUAUCGCCAAGUCACGCGAGAUACAGAGGAAGAAGAAAAAGAAGGCAAAACAGCAAAAACUUCAAGAAUGUCCUGAUGGUGGUUACGGUUGGGUAAUUGUAUUUGGUGCAUCGUCGGUGCUUUUCUGGGUCACCGGCCUAGUUAAGAGUUACGGCGUGUUGUAUGUGGAAAUAAUGGAAACGUUCCAGGGGAAAGCAAGUCUUGCUUCAUGGAUACCGGCUAUUUUAUCCGCAUUAUGUUUGGCAUUAGCACCCAUCUCGAGCGCUUUAUGCGAAAAAUACAGUUGUCGUCGUGUGGUUUUCAUCGGGGGCCUAUUUUGCGCGAUGGGACUCAUGCUGAGUUAUUUUGCCACGAAAUUGUGGCAUUUGUUGAUCACAUUUGGCGUUUUGACGGGCAUCGGAGGCGGAUUGUCAACGACUCCAGGCAUAAUUUUGGUUUCACGCUACUUUGAAAAGAGACGCGCUUUGGCGAAUGGACUUUGUAUAAGCGGCGCCGCUGUCGGAAGUUUCGUUUUUCCCAUCCUCAUUGAAUAUUUGGUCAAAUCGUACGGUUUUCACGGGACUUUUCUCGUUUUGGGAAGUUGUAUGUUGCACGUUUGCAUGGCUUCAAUGCUUUAUCGACCGCCGCCAGACUUCACUUUGUUAACUCUCAAAGCGACAUCCGAGCAAAAUCUCUCCACGAAUCGCUACGAAACGAUCGAAGAAAAUGUCGAAAGCAAGAAGAGUCUCGAUUGGAUUUUCAGCAGUAAUUCCAUCAACGAAGCUGCAGCGACAAAAGAUCCUCGUCCUUCGAUCGUCUUGCAGCAACAAAGUUCCAUCGAUUCCGAGGAGGAAGACGACAAAGUGCUCGAUUCAAUUCAUUUGCGUGAAAUUCCGAUGCGCAGUUCGGGUAUUUUGCAUUCCGUGGAAGACUUGUCGAUCGAUUCGUCCUUUUAUUUUCGCAAUCGUUCGAGUUUCUCGAGUCAUCGGGGCAGCAGUCGACGUAGCAAGGCACCCGCACCGCAACCGGAAGUCGUAAAUAACGACGAAAUUGUCAUAAAAAUACCGAUUAUCGAAGCGACAGAUAACUCGUUGACGGUUAACUCGAAUCGUGGCCUUAGCAAGAGUAUGGUCAUUACGAAUCCGAAUGCAACGACAGUUGCGGGUUUCAUAAAGCAAGAGAACAAGGCGAGUCAACGUUCGAUUUUGGGGAAAAUUAAGAAGUAUAUCGACUUGAAUCUGCUCAAGGAAUGCAAUUUUAUACUUUUUUGCUUGUCUACGGUCUUGAUGACGACAGGAGCUCCGUAUGCGAUCAUCUAUUUGCCCUCGUACAUCAUCGAUAUUGGAUACACGAAGCAUGACGCUGGAUUUUUGCUCGGAUUAUGUGCUUGUCAUGACUUGUUUGGCAGACUUUUCUUUGGAUACCUAUCGGAUUUGCAAUUAUUUGAUCGGCGCAAGGCUUAUAUUACAUUCAUUUUUGGCGCUGGAAUCGCUGUCAUGCUUAUUCCAUGUGUUAAUACUUGGUACUUGAUUUGCAUGGCUGUCGGUUGUUACGGAUUAUUCUUCGGAUGUUGGUACCUAUUAAUUCCCGUGUUAUUGGCUGAUCUCUUUGGAACUGAACGCAUUUCCUCGUCAAUUGGGCUCGUUCGGAUGUUCCAGAGCGUAAUGGCAAUUACAGUUCCUCCCACGGCAGGAUUGUUACGUGACGUCUACGGCAGUUACGAGAUCUGUUUUUACACAAUGGGAACAUUUAUGGUACUUGGCAGCCUACCGUUGUUGGUUACGAUUAUCCAAACUCGUCAAGAUCCAAACGAAAUUUCAAAGGAAAAAAAUUGAAAAUUAAUUUAAGCAACUUUUUGAUGAAUUUAAUUUAAAAUUUUUAGUUUUUAUUAUGAAAAAACCUCACUACAGACCUGUUUCGUGCCUUUUUUGCGAAACACAAACAAAAGGGUUUAAGUUGACUUCAUCACACUGUGAUUCA